Corapipo altera (White-ruffed manakin) is the source of this 1158-nucleotide messenger RNA. RefSeq names its product Sp6 transcription factor (gene SP6). The record is from RefSeq and is a predicted model, not a curated record. The coding region runs from base 1 to 1113 and encodes 370 amino acids. Gene Ontology annotation, molecular function: RNA polymerase II cis-regulatory region sequence-specific DNA binding; DNA-binding transcription factor activity, RNA polymerase II-specific. NCBI's taxonomy places the organism in Eukaryota, Metazoa, Chordata, Aves, Passeriformes, Pipridae. Gene Ontology annotation, biological process: regulation of transcription by RNA polymerase II. The transcript has a single exon.
AUGCUGACGGCGGUCUGCGGCUCCCUGGGAUCCCAGCCCUCGGACGCGCCCCGCGCCUCCCCGACCCACCUGGACCUGCAGCCGCUCCAGCCCUUCCAGCCGCACGGCCCCGCCGCCCCGGGAGCCCCCGACUUCGCCUCCCCGCUGCCCCCCCCGGAGCUGCCGCUGCCGGGGCCCGACGACUCGGCCUUCGCCGCCCCCGGCGCCUACGAGCCCCAUGGCCCCCCGAGGUUAGAGCUGCCCCCCGACGGCCCCGCCGCCCCCGGCGCCUACGCCAAGCUGCUGCCUGCCCCCCCGGACAUGGCGCACCCCUACGAGCCCUGGUUUCGGCCCCCCCACCCCGGCGCCCCCGGCGAGGAAGGAGGGGGCGUCAACUGGUGGGACCUCCACGCCGGGGCCAGCUGGAUGGAGCUGCCCCCCGGGCAGGGCGGGGGGCUGCAGGUGCCCGCGCACCCCGGGCUGCCGCCGGCCCUGGGGGGGUACGGCCCCGGGGGGGAGCACCAGCUCUGCGCGCCCCCCGCCCACCUCCUGCCGCCGCCGGCGCAGCAUCUCCUGGGCGCCGAGGGGGCGAAGGCGCUGGAGGGUCCCCCGGAGCCGCGGGGGCCGGAGGCGGAGGGCGGGGGGCGUCCCAAAGGCGCCCGGCGGGCCGUGCCCAGGGGCGGGGGGCAGGCGGCGUGUCGCUGCCCCAACUGCCAGGAGGCCGAGAGGGGCGGCCCGUGCCCCGAGGGGGCGAAGCGCAAGCACCUGCACAACUGCCACAUCCCGGGCUGCGGGAAGGCGUACGCCAAGACCUCCCACCUGAAAGCCCACCUGCGCUGGCACAGCGGCGACCGGCCCUUCGUGUGCAACUGGCUCUUCUGCGGCAAGCGCUUCACCCGCUCCGACGAGCUCCAGCGGCACCUCCAGACCCACACCGGCGCCAAGAAGUUCGCCUGCCCCGUCUGCGGCCGCGUCUUCAUGCGCAGCGACCACCUGGGCAAGCACAUGAAGACCCACGACGGGGGCAAGGACGGGGCCGAGCCCGAGGGGAAGGGCGCCGGGGACCCGUCGGCCGCCAAGGGAGGAGGCAAGAGGGAGCCCGAGGGGGGCAACGCCGCCGCCCCCACAAACUGAGCCGCUGAGCCCCGGGGGGAGGGGGGACACACACACACGGAUGGA